UCAACAUGGCCGUGUUUCGUGCAUUAGUUUCGUUUGAGUACAACGAGGAAUAGAAACUGAACUGACCGAUGAAAUGAGUUUUGGAUUUACUCAAAUUCGUAUUUUUACUUUACAAAACGCACCGAUAUUGACAUUGUUAAUCGGGCAAUGCAUUGCUCGGUGCUUUAAUAUGUAAAUGACGAUAGAAUUUCAAUAAAUUGGAGACUUUAAUAAUGGCAGAAGAGGAGAAGACACCUUUUUCAGAGAAAGAUGAUAGUUCCCAAUCAAAAGAUGUUUACAUCCCAGAAGAAUCAGCAGAUGUUUCAAUUUCUUUAUUGGACAUACAAAUGCCAGAGACACCAGAGAGCACCAAGGGUCAAAUAAGUGAUGGUGAUACACCAAGGUUAGAGAGCCCUAAGAUGGUAAAACCAGUACUUGGUAAAGUUCAAGCCAAGAAACGAUUGAUGGCAUUUGCUAAGAAGUUCAAUGUUCUACCAAAAGUUAAGACCAAUAUAUCUCAGCAUUCCACGGGAGCUUUAAAAACAAAGGAUAAAGUGGUACAAGAAGAUACUAACACCAAGUCAAGAAAAAAACCAGGAGAAAAAAUUCUGGCUAUUGAGGAAAUUCGAAGGGAGGAAUCUAAGAGUAAGAUGUUACUGGCAGAGGCCAUGGCAGCAGCAAGUAUAGAUGAUGAGAAUCAAAUCGGAAAGCAUAUAUCAAGUUCUGUAGUAGGUUUGAGACACACAAAAGAAAAGAAUAGACACAAUAAGCUAAGUGAUUCUUGUAGAGAUACAACUAAAUCAACAAUGGAUCGGAAAUAUUCGGAAAGAAAAUUACUUUUAAGGCGUCGACAACGUAACAAAACUGAGAAAGAUAGCUCGAUCCGAGAAGUGAAAGAUUGGAAUGAAAGCGCGGAUCGAUUACCGCGAAAAUCAUCUCAAGAUAAAGAGAAACAUAAGAAAGACAAAAGGAAAAAAGUCGGUAGAGAUAAACGAGACAAUAGCAAGACAGACACGAGUCGCGAUAGAAAAGAAGAAGGAAAGGAUAAAAAAGAAAGUGAAAAGGAGAAACGAGAAGACACAAAAGAGAAAAAGAACGAGACGAAGAGUAAGAAAGAAAACACUAGAGAUAAGCGAAAUGAUAUCUCUGAAGUGGAUGCGGAAAAUAAGGAUAAGAAGGAAAAGUGUAAAGAUAAUAGGAGCAAAGAAAAAGAAUUAAUGAAAUGUAAUUCUUGGGCGGAGAUACGAAAAUGUGGUUUGGACUUCAACGAUAUCAUGCAAUUUAAAAGACGCGAUAAUAUAGAGCGAUCAUUGAGAAACAAAACAGGGCAAGAUUAUACGCGUUACUUUGAGCAGAUGUUAAUGCUGAGUAAUUACCGUCUAAAACGUCAGUCACUAGUUGCUGAGGGACUUGACGGGCCCAAAAAAUAUCCACCUGAAUCGAUAAAGUUAACGAAGCGAGCGAGGGGAUCUCAAGUGUUGUAUUGCGAAAAUCCACGCGCUUCGCUCUUGUUGAACAUUUCGCAGCUCCUGCCAAUUGUCACUCCUGAUCGUCGCGAGAAGAUACGAGAUAUAUGUGAAGCGACUUCAUCACGGAUUAAGGCGGAUGAUUCGGAUGCUGUAAUGGAUAAGCGUAAUUGGUAUCAACAGAUUGAUAAAGAUACCAAAUAUGACAAAGAUGCCAAGUGGCAGGUACAACUGCCCAAAUCGAAGUGGGAUAGCGAGGAGGAAGGAACGUCGUCUACUAUCGUAACGAAAGAGGGAGUUGAAAAACCAAUAAACAAGCUGCACUCUGUUUCUCUAAGUCAACAAGAGAACCCUCCGACGCCCUCCGAUGUAACAGACGAAGAUAAAAUCGACAAUAUUGUCGAGAGCACACACAACAAGGAUGACAACAGGGAGUCCAGUGAGAAAACAAUCGACAACAUGACAACAAAUGACGAAGCUUCGACGUUUUCUUUACAGUUGGAAUCCGCCGGAGAGGAGAAAUUAGCCUCGGAAUAUGAGCAAUUCAUGAAAAUGGUGUCUGAUAUCCCCGUACCUACAUCGCCCGUGACUGAAGUAACUAAGGAGUAUUCUCCGCGUAGUUAUCAUGAGUUUAAUAUAGAAUCUAAUGUGGAGAAAAGUAUAGUGAACAUUGAAAUAUUUGAGAAGGAGAAGUUCGAGGAGGAGGAUAAACACGAGGGAUCGAUCAAGAGUACGGAAUGCGAUGUAGUAUCUAUUGUGUCCCCAGACUAUCAAAUAGAAAUCAGUAAAAAUAGCAUACAAAACGAGCAUACAUCUGAUAAUCACGUGACUGAUGACUCCAAAUCGAUACCAAGCGAUUGGGAGAAUGUUAGAAUUAAAGUGGAGCGAUUGAGCGAUGAGAACACGGAUUCCAGGGAAGUAAAAAAGAAGAAAAAAAAGAAGAAGGAGAAGAAAGUAAUAUCUAGCAGUGAUUCAAUUAGCAGCGAUUCAGUUAGCUCUUUUGACGUGGAGAAAGAAAAGAAGAAGAAAAAAAAGAAACGUAAACGGAAGAUGCCAAACAACUCGUCUUCUUCAGAUUCUGACAGCACGGACAGCAGCAGCAGUAGCAGCAGCAGUAGCAGCGAUUCCAGCAGUUCGGACGAAAAGAGAAAGAGAAAACGGAAGAAGAAAAUUGGGAAAAAGAGAAAAAAGGCGAGACGCGCUGCACGAACGAAGAAAAAACGAAGGAGAAAGAUGAGCAGCGAUUCCAGUAGCAGUGAGUCCGACGAACGUAUAAAGAAGAAGAAAAAGAAAGUCAAAAAGAAAGCGAAGGAGCCCAAACAGUUUGAUACGAAGUCUGUUAAUAACGGUGAUAUCAACAAAAUUAUACCCAAGUCACCUGUGAUAGCGUCACCUUCGGUGGUUCCAAUAAAAAACAUUAAAGAAGAAGCGAUGAUCGAGAAUACGAGAGCCGAACAGGUGACACCGGUUCGCAAAAAAAACAUAAAUGCACGUGACAAUGAAUGUGUGAAGCAAAAGAAGGACAAGGAGAGCAAAUCCGUCGAGAACUUCAUAGAAGAAUGGGAAAUGGAUUCCAUGAUUGCGACGCAGCAAAAUGAAGCCGACAUGUCGAGUCGCGAUCGCAUUGAAAAAUUGGAGAAGGUAAACGACUCGGAUAAAGACAAGCACCGAAGAAAAAGAAAGCAAAAUCGGGACAACGUUGAACAGGACAAGAAUAGAUCGUCCAAAGGUGGUGAAGGCGGGAAAGGACAAUUGGAUGAGGAAGUUGAAAUAAAAAGGAAAAGAAGACGGGAGAAGGAUAUUCGAAGCAGCACUGAGUUUCUUACGGACUGGGAGAAAGAAAGUGAGCGUAUUACUCAUCACAUACAAAACGAGACGAAAUAUUCUAAAAAAUCAGAGAAGCAGAAAAAGGAGAAAUGGAGAGAAACCGAUUUCGACACAUUAAACGUACCAUCUCUGACACAACUCGAGAAGGAAGUGUGUCGAAAGCAACUUUUAGCGGACGAGUGGGAAGUGGACAGCUUGGAAGCGAUACCGGACUUGGCCGCGAGCAAACGGAAAAGUCUGAGUGCUUCUAAGAAAAUUGAGAAGGAAAUCAAGUACGUGAAGAAAACGGACACCUACAUCGCGGUAGAGAAAGAAGCUACGAAAGAAAAAAAGAGGCAGGAGCGUUUCUGUGCAAUAAGAAUAUGGGAAGAAGAACAAGAGGAGGGUGAAAGGGAAGAGAUGAUGCUUCUGGAGCAGAAGAAUAAACGCAAGAGGGACGACUGGGAUAUAGAGGAGGAAUCAUUCUUGAAGAAGAGCGAUGAGGAAAUCGAGAUUCGCAAGGUAGACGAAAUUAUUAAAGCGGACAAAGUGUGGAAUAAACUGGACGAAAGUACGAACACCAGGCAAGACGCGAGUAAGCCGAUAAUGAAACUCGAGCCGGUCAGGUCUAAACGAGUGAAGAAGAGCCGUUGGGACAUGGGUUCGCAGUCGGAAGAAAAGCUGGAAGUUAAGGAUAUAUGGGAAGAAGAUUAUGUCGAAUGGUCCAGCCUCAAAUGUGAACAGAAACUCGAAAAAACAGAGAAGGAAACUCCUCACAGAGUGGAUCAUUCGGAAAGCUCCUCCUCCAAGUCGGACUUGGUAGAUUUUUACCGUAGGAAACCACAGAACAGAGAAUCACUGGAGAGGUCGUGGACGUCGGAAGAAGUGGCAAACAGGUCUGGACAAGCGAAGAAAGCGGAAGAAAACUCAUCGACGAAGAACUUGAUCACCGUGACGACGAGCGAAGAGCAAACUGCAUCCACUACGAAGGAGCAUUCGACCAGGGAUCACUUUAAAAAUAUUCUAGAGUUGGAUGUAAAAUUCAAGGAGAAACCCAUUGAACUGUACAGCCCCAGCUCACCGGCGCCUUCUCAAAAAUCUCAGGAUGUGGAAGCUUCUAAUGACAGUAGCUCUUCCAAUUCUUCACUGCGCAAGAAAACAAGAAAGGAGAUGUUGAUCGUAGAAGAACUGCCAAUUCCCACGACUGAUAUGCUCUUGCAAUUAACAACACUGCGUGAUGCCAAGCACCCAGUGAACGAGAAUAUUGAGAAUGUUUUGGAUACGCAACUGGAGCGUAAAGUGUCUCCUCACAAAUUCGACAUCAAGGAAGUUAGCAAUUUGUUCGAUGACUUACCGAUGAAUGAACCGUGUCCGAACGUACACGGGUCUAAAUCGACACUUAUGGAUAUCUUUGCGGAAUACGAGUCCGAGGGAUCGCGCGAUAAGCAGCCGCGUGUCUCGAGCGUGACGGAACACACUAAAGAUGACGAGCCGAACGAAGAAAAAACUGCGGCGCUCAAGCUUAUUCCCAAGCAACUGCUGAUACGACGAUCCAACGAGCAAGUGAAAUCGAAACACGUACUGGAGACGCCCUUGCAGGAUCCUGCUCAGCAUGCAGCGGCUCUACUGACGAUACAGAAGAAGCUAUUAGAAUCCCAUGCGUUAAAGAGCGAUAAUAAGGGACCGCUAAAAUACAGCACGACGAGCAGCAGUGAGACUCCCAUCACUGAUAAAAUAUUAGACAGAAACGAAUUUGACGUGGCUCCCAAAUCGUCUGUAAUCGAGUAUCGACGGUCGAAAUCUCCAGUGUCAGAAAAACCGGUCUCCGUUCGGUCCGAGCAAUCCGAGAAUUACAAUCAAGAAAGUAAGAAUACGAAGAGAUAUAAGAGUAGUCGAAAUCUGAACGACACUAGUGCUCAAUCCGGCAUGCGAUCUCCCGUACGGGAACAAAAAAAGAAAAAUUCUAGCAAGAAAGAGAGCGAGAAACGAUACUCGCAAGAUUAUAGUAAGGACAAGAAAGAAAGGAAAUCCAACGACGCGGAAAAGUCGGAUAGAAGAGAUAGCAGAAGUUUCAAAGCGGACAUCACCGAUAGCCGCAGAAGAACAAGUUCUCCGUUACGAAGCAAGCGAAAGAAGAGUGGGAGCCCGUAUACCUCUUGGGAACGACAAGGAAGCGGAAAUGGCAGUCCCGGUCAUAGUUGGAGUAGAAGUUGUAGCAGAAGUCCGAAGAGAAAAGACGAAAAUGUUGGUUCUUCAGGUAUGCGAGACCGAGAGAAGAAACGAGACAGGUACGACGACGAACGGUCAAACAGAUCUAGGAUGGAUGAAAGAAGAGAGAGACACACGCGAUCUUCACCUCGCUCCAGCUACGACGAAGAUAAUUUUAAGAAGCACAAUUCUAAGAGCAAUCGCGAUGAUUGGGACAGAAGGAGGCACGACAACGUAGACAGAGACCGCGAAAAAGACACAAGACCAUACGAUCCGAUGGAUAUGUUGCGAGAAAGAACAAUAGAAGAAAAAUACAGAGACACCAGAUUCCAUGCAGAGGGAGAAGUAGAUCGGACAUUUUGGCAAUACGAGACCAGCAAUCUUCUACGAGAUGGUAAUGAGUCUAUGGAUUCUUACGUCGUCACGCAAGACGUCCCGGCAAUAUUGCCUGAGUACGAUGAUCGACCGUACUACAGAGAGGGCAGUUUAGAAAGGGACAUUAGGCAGUGUUCACCGCAGCUAACGACGAGAUUUAGAAGGAGUCAAAGCAGAUCCAGUACGAGAAGAGAACGACAAUGGGAAGACAAAGAAUCCUCGAGUCUAGACCGUCACGGUUAUCUGGUGCAUAGACUAGACAAGCCACAAAGCCGAACACCGCCGCGUUUGAGACUCUCACCUACGCGACAGCCAUCACGAUUUCGACGACAAUCGAGAUCGCGCUCGCGAACAUGGUCGAGGUCGCGAUCUAGAACAAGAUCACGAUCUAGAUCUCGUUCCCGAUCAACGUCGAAGUCAAGACCAAGAAGAGCGAGGUCGAGAAGUAGAUCUCGUUCGAACUCCAGAUCGCGAGCGAGAUCAUCAUCUGCGUCGAAACUGAGAAGUCCGGAGCAUGGACUGAGAAUGUUGGAAUUACACUCUUCCAAUUAUUAUUUUUCACGCAGAUCUCCUUCGCCCGGAAGGGGUCGAUUUCACGAAAUAGGAAAGGAAAGGAAGGACGAGAGCGAGAAUCGAAAACACGCUUGUGGCGAAAGGGGUAGACGUAUAGAGACUAUCGUGCAGUCGGGAGCGAGCGUUUUGGAUUCGGAGAUGGGCAUGAAUAAUAGUAUAGACGGCUCCGUCACGAGUUUCCAAUAUUCAAACGAAAUCGAGAAUAGAAACGAAUAUUAUUACACGGAGAACAAUUUGACCUACCCGCCUUGUAUGGACGAAUCCAGUACGAGCUCUCCGAAACGUUUAUCGCUCGACGACAGAUUAGAGUUAGAGCUAGGAAUUAAGAAACAACAAAACAAGAAUUCCACUGGCAUAUCUUCCGAGUACUCCUCCAGUUUUAACUCCAACGUCAUAGCGUAUCCAUCUCCGCCGCAGCAACAACAACAGCAGCAGCAGCAACAACAACAACAACAAAUUAUGUACCGACAACAACCCACUGUUUUACAAGUCGGCAACGUUUUGCAAGUGGUGCCAGCCGACUUCAACGGAGUACAAUCUGUGCGUCGUGAAGUACCCAUAUCUGGAAGUACAUCGACCAAUGUACGUGGGUCCAGCCAAGUAGUACGUGUAGGUAACGUUCUUCAAGUAGUACCCACGUCAUUGGAUUGGAGCGGUAACAACGGCAACAGUAGCGCUGGAAAUAGUGGCAGCGCCAGCUCCAUUCAAACGUCGUCGAGCACAGAUCAGUCUAGCGGAGUUUUGUAUUCCUCAACGGUGCCGACAGCCUCGCCGGCGGCGGCGUCCUCCUCGAUACCUAUGUCCAUGCCCGUUCCUGUGCCAGUUCCGAUGCCCGUGCCACCGGCCACCGGCGUACCUAGUGCGACAAUGUCGCCAGCUGCUUCACUGCCGCUCGCAUUACCAGUUCCUGUGCCCGUGCCAGUCCCAAUCCCUACGGCGGCGACAGCGUUUCCUUCAAGGAACGAAAUCCAGCCACAAAAAAUUGCUCAACCGGUGUAUAAUUACGAAGCUAUUCUCGAGACCCGUCGCAAGGAACGAGAAGAGCGCAAACGAUUGCGCGAGUUACGCAGGAAAGAGAAGGAACGCAGAAGAAUAGAACGUACGAAUCGACGAGCUCUACGGCUCUUGGAGAAAAACAAUAUACUUGCACGACAAGCAGCCGGAGUCUCGUUAGAUCGUCACAAGGGCUCAGUCGUGGACCCGUCAGUGCUGAAAGCGCUUCGCGAAAAUGAGGAGCAGAGUGAGACCGAAUCUCCGUCGGCUAACGCUGGAAAAGAUGAGGAAGAGCCAGUGGCAACGCCUGUCACUGUAUCAACAGAAGAGGACGAGGACGUAGCUGCGGAUGAAGAUGAAGACGAAGACGAGGAUGAGGCCGAGGCUGAAAUUGAAGAUGACGAGGAAGAAGAGGAGGAAGCAGAGGACGAAGACGAGGAUGAUGAAGACGAUGAUGAGAAAACCACGCAAGUGAUCAUUCAGCGAGCUACUGAAGCUGAUGAGAUAGCAACAGCGACGUACGCUGAUACCAAUAAAAGUCUGAUGGAAAUUGAGAAUAAAGAAUGUUUCGAGUUACCACCUCCGCCACUGAAAGGCAUUCUAGUUACAUCGGGCUUCAGGGACCUAGUCUCUAACGGCAACGUGGAAGAUUUGUCGGACGCGGAUGGCAAUAUCGAGGACGGUAGUGACAAAGACGAAGAAGUGGAUAAGGAUAACGAGCAUGAUAAGGAUGCGAGCGUUGAUGAUAAACUCAGUAUCUCCAAGCCGCGAUCUAAGUCAAAAUCAAAAUUAGCAAGACAGCUGAAGAAAAAGAACAAAAAAUCAGUUCAAUUCGCUGAUGGUAUAAAGCCCGGUGAAGGGACCAGUCCCAGCGGAGGCGAAGGCGACAUGCCUUCGCCGCCGCCUCCCACGGCGAUAAACUUCCGCGACGAGCUCAAAGACUUGAAAAGAGAUAAGAUUUAUAGCUCUCGAAAGAGCAGGAAACAGGAGAAGCGAGUGAGGCCGCCGAAAACAAAGAAGAAAGUUAAGGUAAAGAUAAUCAAAUUAAAGAAACCGCGUAUUACACCGUUGACUGCUAUGAUGAUGGACGAUUCUGACGAACUGGACGAUCGUUCACCGCCACCGCCGCCUCCUGGUUCUCCACCGCCUCCACAUCUCUGGCCCAGUUAUCUGUCAGCUUACAAUACGGCGGUUCGAGCCGCUGAACCGCCGCCGCAGACUACGACAUCCAUAUUAACACCCGUUCAAGCUCCACCACCGCCAACUCCGCUGCCUCUUCUGGUUCCGCCUCCUCCGUUAAAUUAUACCAUUCAACCUUGCAGUAAAGCUUAAAGUCGAAUCCGACGCAGGUGUUUCAAAUGUAUUUUUUCUUCAUUGUGAAACGCUCACGGUGAUACAGCGAAAAAAAUCGUAAUGAAUCAUAGUUUAAGGAAUGUAUAUUGGUCUCAAGAAAUCGUGAUUUUGAUGAUUCGAAGUUAGAAGAGGAGCUAUUAAGUAUGUGUCGAUAGCCGAUAUUGUAAAUACGUAAUCUCCGCAAUAUAUAGACGUCGCUCUCCGACCAAAAGAUUGUUGUGAACCUUUAUCCAUUGCGUCCGUAAAUUUUAGUAACUUCAUACCGAUAUAACUCGGCUCGUAUAUUUUCGAUAUCGGGAAAAUCCCGAAUAUAUACUAUUAGAGGGUCAUACCGGCAAUGGAUACAGUGUAAUUAUUUGUCGAUUAUAUAUCAUUGACGAGAUUUAUUAUAAGCGAGCACAUUCUUAUGCAAUGUAUGUACAUUGUAUCAUAAUUCGUCACAAAUACACGUGACUCGAGUACGGA
Odontomachus brunneus is the source of this 9218-nucleotide messenger RNA. Its product is annotated as microtubule-associated protein futsch-like. Bases 213 to 8732 code for a protein of 2839 amino acids. The transcript is spliced from 17 exons. The record is from RefSeq and is a predicted model, not a curated record. Lineage: Eukaryota; Metazoa; Arthropoda; Insecta; Hymenoptera; Formicidae.